Molecule: messenger RNA, 1950 nt
Organism: Thalassophryne amazonica
Lineage: Eukaryota; Metazoa; Chordata; Actinopteri; Batrachoidiformes; Batrachoididae
Gene: scamp3
Product: secretory carrier membrane protein 3
Exons: 9
Coding region: 253-1272 (339 amino acids)
Biological process (GO): protein transport
Cellular component (GO): trans-Golgi network membrane; recycling endosome membrane
Source: RefSeq, a predicted model, not a curated record
CUGGCAACACAUUGGAAACUGGCCCUUUCUGUGGAUAAAUCUCGUGGCUCCUGUCACGGUGCCGUGUUCACGCGUCAAACUGCGCACUGUGCUCCUGAAGAAAUGAGCUAGCUGGUUGGAAAAACCAGACUGACUUUGCUUUGGAAGAGAACCGGACGCGGGGUUUGGUUCGUUGGGAGGCUCCGAGCCGGACUUUGUUGGCUCUUUUCCCACUGAAGCCAGCAGCAGCAGCAGCACCCUGUUAAAGUCAACAUGUCAAAAUACACCAGUUUUCCUGAGCCCGUGGACGACAACCCUUUCCAGGAUCCUGCAGUGACUCAACACAACAACAGCAGCAGCACAGGAUACGCUACACUGGAUCUCUACAACCCGUUUGACAAUAAUGCUGGGCCUCCACCACCGUAUGAAGCCACCUCUCCGACGACUCCAUCUGUACCUGCACAGACCCCGCCAAGCAGGACGACACCUACCGAGUCUCGUAACUACGGCUCCUAUAACUCCCAGCCUGCAGUGAAUGCGACCACAGCGGAGCUCCUGAGGAAGCAGGAGGAGCUGGAGAGGAAGGCUCGUGAACUGGAGAGGAGAGAGCGGGAGCUGGAAUCACACAGUCUGGGACCCGGAGCCUCCCGUCAGAAUAACUGGCCUCCGCUGCCGUCGUUCUGCCCUGUGGGCCCCUGCUUCUACCAGGACAUCAGCGUGGAGAUCAGCCAGCGCUUCCAGCGAACUGUGACAAUCAUGUACUACUUCUGGAUGUUUUGCACUUGCACGCUGCUCCUCAACCUGAUCUCCUCCCUGGCCAUGUUCUGCGUGGACGCCUCGAACGGUGUGGGCUUUGGCCUCGCUAUCCUCUGGGCCAUUCUGUUUGCCCCCUGCUCCUUCAUCUGUUGGUACCGGCCCGUGUACAAAGCUUUUAGGAGUGACAGUUCCUUCAACUUCUUCGCCUUUUUCUUCAUUUUCUUUGCCCAAGUGGUCGUCUAUGUUAUCAUGACCAUUGGAAUCCCAGGAUGGGGUUUCAGCGGGUGGAUUGUGAGCCUGGCUGCUCUGAAGACCAGCGUCCCUGUUGGCGUAAUCAUGAUGAUAAACGCCAUCCUGUUUACGGCGCAAACUGCCAUGGGGGUCUUCAUGCUGAAGAAGGUUCACAGUAUGUACAGGCAGACCGACGCCAGCUUUCAGAAGGCCCAAGCCGAGUUCGCCACCGGAGUCAUGUCCAAUCAGGCUGUGCGCCAGGCUGCAUCCAACGCUGCCCAGGGGGCCUUCACCGCACAGCGGUAGAGAAGGAUGAGUUGGACUGAGCGGGUGAGAGUGGUGUAGAUUCAACACUGCUGGUUGGAGUUGGAUGUGGUGGCAGAGGGGGAGUUUAGUCUACAUCAUUACCCCGGCGCAACUGAACUUCAGUGCAGGUGCAUGUACAAUUUGUAAAGAUUAACAACAUUGCCAAAUGUAGUGAUCAGUAACAUGAAAUGAAAAGGCUUUGUGAAUAAAAAUAUACUUGCUUGGAUGUCAAAGUUAAUGUUACUCAAGUGUAUGAGGAUGCAGGGAAAUACUUUGUAAAAUAUGUAAAAUCACGCUGUGUGCCAAGCUGGUCACUUUCAAACAGUGCUACUCUUGAUAGUUUGCAUUUUUAAAUGACUUGGAUGUUUACUGUGUUCAUUGGAACCUGUGUUCAAUAAGUUGGAGCCAAUAUUUGAGGCUGAAAAAACACUGAAGUGUCACCAUUAUUCAACCCAUAACUAACUGGCUCAUAUUCAGCCGAUGAUGUUUUGUUGUGUGAGAGAAACUAACAAGCUGUUUUUCUUUUAGAGAAUGCCAUAUAUCUUAUUGCCAAAGCUGUAAUUGUGAGUACUUAAUUAUGUUUUGACCCCAAUAUGUUUCUUGUCUUCUUGCAGUUGCUUGUUACUAUGAUUGCCCAUCUUUGUUUUAAUAAAAUGUAUUGUCAUGCUUGCAGAGUCA